AUGUCGGUACCACCUCCGAAUUCUAGCCAGCCGCCUCCAGGCUACCCUCCAGCUGUUUCUCAGCAGCCUUCGAAUCUUGUGUUACCUCCUUCGCUCACCUCCCAACCUCCUCCUAACAUCCAAGCCCUUCUGAAAUCUAUCCCCAGCCUUCAAACUAUACAGCAAGCUACUGCGGCAGCGGCAGCGGCUGCCGCGGCGUCUACUAAAACACAGAAUGCAUCACCCAAUUUUCCGCCUCCUAUGCCGCAAAGAUUUGGAGAUGUGGAUGAACGAAUGAAACCGCCCGUACUUCAGCCAGCUGCUCAUGCUGCUGGCCCUGCAUCAAAUUACCAUCAAGUGCAGCAACCUCCCCCUGCUCCUCUAGCUCCUGCUUCUCUAGCUCCUGCUUCUCUAGCUCCUGCUCCUCUAGCUCCUGUUCCCAAUUAUCAUCAACAGCAACCGAUCCCGAGGCAACCCCCGUAUGCUGAGGAAGGGCCUUCGCAUAUAGAUUACCCGAAAUCUGGCUCUUCUGACUAUGAGCAGUAUAAUGGCGAAGAACAAUAUGCAGAUGGAGACAAGGAAUUUUACAAUCAGCCAUCUUCGCAGUUUCAAAACAAUGCGUUCCCGCCUCAUAAUCGGGGCAGACCACGUGGUGGAGGUUUCUAUCGAGGAAGGGGCGAACAUUGGCGAAAAUCGUAA
Messenger RNA from Cylicostephanus goldi, 678 nucleotides. The record is from the annotation of a GenBank genome assembly. Lineage: Eukaryota; Metazoa; Nematoda; Chromadorea; Rhabditida; Strongylidae.